UUGCGCACAAUAGAGAACUUUCUCAGCGUUUGCAGUGGAGUUUGUUGUUCACUUUUUAUACAUAUGUAUUCGCGAUUACCUUUAUUUAGUCGAUUUACAACUAUUGGUUAAGUUUCAUAAUGGAUAAAGAGAGACGGCAUAAAAGAGUGGAAUCCCCGGUGCGGGACUCAAAACCGAAAAUCAAACAAGAGAAACUCAGCCCUGCUAGGCCCCAGAGAUCACGCCGCUCGAAUUCGGGGUCCAACGGCAGCCCAAGCCCACCGCCGCAGAGGAGACGAACGAGCAGAUCGCCACCCAGGGCAAAAGGUCAUUCGCCAGGUAGAAGGGCGUUGGGAAGACGAGACAGAUCGCCCAAAAACACCGGCAGGAGCCGAAGCCCUCCCCGCGGUGCCGAUGUGAAAAUAAAGCGGGAGCAGGGUGACCACCGCGGUGCUGACCGAGGUGCCGAUGACCAUAGAAGGCGCGACCGCAACGACAAGCCAGAGCCCUCGGAGCCACCAGUGCGGCGAAGUAGGUGGGAGCAGGCUGACGGACCCAGAGAGUCUGACGGACCCAGAGAGUCUGACGGACCCAGAGAGUCUGACGGACCCAGAGAGUCUGACGGACCCAGAGAGUCUGACGGACCCAGAGAGUCUGACAGACCCAGGGACAGAAAACGAGGAGAGAGAGAGCGGGGUGGUGGAGACAGGCCCAGAGAGCGAGAAUCCCGCUCCUUCCAGGAGCAGCAGGCAGAGAGACAGCAGCACGACAAUCAACGACGGGACAACCGGCACCGGUUUGAGGAGAACGAUGACGGGGGACAAGCUUUCGGACAAGGUACCCAAGAGGGUGGCGAGGGCAAAGACAGCCCCCCAGUCGAUAAAGAGAAGCCCAACUUUGAACUGUCCGGUGCGCUCACAGAAGAUACCAACACGUUCAGGGGGGAAGUGAUCAAGUACAACGAGCCCCCCGAGGCUCGCAUCCCCAAGCGCAGGUGGCGACUGUACCCCUUCAAGAACGAUGAGCAGCUCCCGGUCAUGUACGUCCACAGGCAGAGUGCAUACCUGAUGGGGCGGCAGAGGAAGAUUGCUGAUAUUCCCAUCGACCACCCAUCCUGCUCCAAACAGCACGCUGUGUUCCAGUAUAGGCUGGUGGAGUUCACACGUUCGGAUGGAACUGGCGGGCGGCGGGUGAAGCCCUACAUCAUUGACCUAGGUUCGGGCAAUGGCACUUACCUGAACAACCAGCGCAUCGAGGCGCAGCGGUACUACGAGCUCAAGGAGAAGGACGUGCUCAAGUUUGGCUUCAGUAGCCGAGAGUACGUCCUGCUACAUGAGUUCUCCGACACAGCCGAGGUGGACGCCAGAGCGGAGGAAGAUGACGAGGGCCUGGACGCGUGAAUGCAAGACCUCUGAGCCUUUUCGAAAUAGUUGCUAAAUGCGCGCUUCCGUCCUACUUUCCUUUUUGAAGUAAUUACAGAGCUUAAUUGGUUGGAUUGCUGAAAAUAGUAGGAUUUUGCUUAGUAAAUAUGUGCUUACCUCAGGGAAACAAGGAAGGAAAUGUGCGUUCUUUCAACUAUUCUGACAGGGCCACGGAUUAUCCAGUCAAGUGUAUUGUUGGAAAAUAAUGUUCACUGAUGCCUACCACCUGUUGGCCAUCUCCUUAACACGGAUGGAACAAUGAACUGCAUAGAUGGUGUGUUGGGUUAAGCAGCUUUCAGGGUUAACGGAACAAAUAAAAAAGAGGGGUAGGAGAAUUCUGUGGUCUCUUUGGCGGUCAUAAAAACCUGCUUUAACCUGCAGUAACAGGUCUCAGUACUCUAUUCUCAGGACAUUAGCUUAAGAUCAGUAGUGUGGUUGAUUCCCCCCCCCAUAUAUCUGACUGCUUACGUUCAACACAAGUGCUCAAUGCCAGAAAGAAGUUAUGUUACAAAAAAUUAUUUUGUUAUUAUAUUUUUGGAAUAGAACAUUGAAUACAAAUUAGUAUAUUGCUGAAGGCUAGCCUAUGUCCAGACCUUAACUGUAAAUACACUGGACGUAUUGAAUGUGAACGCUGGAUUCAUCAUAUAGUGUACUGUAUUUGGGUUUGAGGGUUGCAACAAGGAGUGAAGAAAGCAUACGCGUGUAUGUAUCUGCUUUAAAUGUGUGCUGCUUGUGACGUAGGAAAAAAUGUGCGUGUCGCAGUGUAUUCUCGUUUACCCAUUCUUUACUACCAAAUUGACUGUAGGCUAUGGAGGUUUCUGGAGAAAGAUCGUACAGCAUGACUAUUCCCACUACAAAGACAAUUUUGUUUUUUACUUUUUUGAACCCCAUUGUAGUUCAAUUUUAGAUGUUUUGUAUUGUACAUAAAGGUUGUGAAAGACUCUUA
Molecule: messenger RNA, 2346 nt
Organism: Oncorhynchus nerka (sockeye salmon)
Lineage: Eukaryota; Metazoa; Chordata; Actinopteri; Salmoniformes; Salmonidae
Product: smad nuclear-interacting protein 1-like
Exons: 4
Coding region: 120-1379 (419 amino acids)
Biological process (GO): miRNA processing
Cellular component (GO): nucleus
Molecular function (GO): mRNA binding; protein binding
Source: RefSeq, a predicted model, not a curated record